Molecule: messenger RNA, 3357 nt
Organism: Harmonia axyridis
Lineage: Eukaryota; Metazoa; Arthropoda; Insecta; Coleoptera; Coccinellidae
Gene: AP-1-2beta
Product: AP-1 complex subunit beta-1
Exons: 13
Coding region: 194-2935 (913 amino acids)
Biological process (GO): intracellular protein transport; vesicle-mediated transport
Cellular component (GO): clathrin adaptor complex; membrane coat
Molecular function (GO): clathrin binding
Source: RefSeq, a predicted model, not a curated record
AGUUGGGUUGUCAACAACAAACGUCAUUGUGAAGGAGGCGUUUAAUAAUAGCAAUUAAAGUUUAACUCAAAUUUCAAUUUCCAUAGAUUUGUAUUGUCAAAACUUUAAUUCGCCAGCGUGCGAACAUUAAAGAACAAAUUUUCUGAUACACGGCUUCAUCAUUUUGGAAUUAUUCCCAUAUCAAAAAUCCAAGAUGACCGAUUCAAAAUAUUUCACCACCACUAAAAAGGGUGAAAUAUUCGAGCUCAAAUCAGAAUUGAAUAAUGAUAAGAAAGAGAAAAAGAAGGAAGCCGUGAAGAAGGUAAUAGCUUCCAUGACUGUUGGAAAAGAUGUAUCAGCUUUGUUUCCGGAUGUUGUAAAUUGUAUGCAAACUGAUAAUUUGGAGCUUAAGAAACUUGUAUAUCUGUAUUUGAUGAAUUAUGCCAAGUCUCAACCAGAUAUGGCUAUUAUGGCUGUAAAUACCUUUGUAAAAGACUGUGAAGAUCCCAAUCCUUUGAUUCGUGCACUUGCUGUUCGCACAAUGGGGUGUAUUCGUGUUGAUAAAAUAACUGAGUACCUUUGUGAACCUCUACGGAAGUGCCUCAAAGAUGAGGAUCCCUAUGUGAGAAAGACAGCUGCUGUCUGUGUUGCUAAACUCUAUGAUAUUUCUUCAGGUCUAGUUGAAGAUCAGGGUUUCUUAGACCAACUAAAAGAAUUGCUUAGUGAUUCAAACCCAAUGGUGGUGGCGAAUGCCGUGGCUGCUUUAUCAGAGAUUAAUGAAAGUAGUCCGACUGGUCAACCACUAGUUGAACUUAAUACUUCAACCAUCAACAAGCUUCUUACUGCCCUGAAUGAAUGCACAGAAUGGGGACAAGUGUUCAUCUUGGAUUCCCUAUCUAAUUACAAUCCAAAAGAUGAUCGGGAAGCUCAAAGCAUCUGUGAAAGGAUAACUCCUAGGCUGGCACAUGCUAAUGCUGCAGUUGUUUUGUCUGCAGUUAAAGUUCUAAUGAAAAUGAUGGAAAUUCUUGCAUCUGAUACAGAGUUUUGUAGCAGUUUGAGUAAAAAGUUAGCUCCACCUUUAGUUACCUUACUUUCAUCUGAACCUGAAGUCCAAUAUGUGGCAUUAAGAAAUAUUAAUCUUAUUGUACAAAAGAAACCAGACAUUCUGAAGCAUGAGAUGAAGGUGUUCUUUGUGAAAUAUAAUGAUCCCAUUUAUGUGAAACUGGAAAAAUUGGACAUUAUGAUUCGAUUGGCCUCCCAGGCAAACAUUGCACAGGUUCUAAGCGAGUUAAAGGAGUAUGCCACAGAAGUCGAUGUUGACUUUGUCAGAAAAGCAGUCAGAGCUAUUGGUAGAUGUGCCAUCAAAGUUGAACCUUCUGCUGAAAGAUGUGUAUCCACUUUGCUUGAUUUGAUUCAGACCAAAGUGAAUUACGUUGUACAAGAGGCCAUUGUUGUCAUCAAGGAUAUAUUUAGGAAAUACCCUAACAAAUAUGAGAGUAUCAUUAGUACACUUUGCGAAAACCUAGACACUUUAGAUGAACCUGAGGCUAGAGCCAGUAUGGUGUGGAUCAUUGGAGAAUACGCUGAGAGGAUUGACAAUGCUGAUGAGCUCCUCGACAGCUUCUUGGAGGGUUUCGCUGAUGAGAAUGCUCAAGUUCAACUACAGCUGUUGACAGCAGUUGUUAAGUUGUUCCUGAAACGACCGGCACACACGCAAGCGCUAGUGCAGCACGUCUUAAGCCUGGCAACUCAGGACUCAGACAAUCCAGAUCUCAGGGAUAGGGGAUUUAUUUAUUGGAGGUUAUUGAGUACAGAUCCUGCUGCAGCAAAGGAAGUGGUUUUGGCAGAUAAACCUCUUAUUUCUGAAGAAACAGAUCUGUUGGAACCCACUUUACUUGAUGAACUCAUUUGUCAUAUUUCAUCUUUAGCCAGUGUUUAUCACAAGCCGCCUACUGCGUUUGUUGAAGGUCGCAGUGCAGGUAUAAGGAAAACCCUCCCAGCUGCUAAGCCUGGUGUCGAAGAACCUGCACCAGAAGCUACAGUAAUUCCUAGUCAGGAGUCCCUUAUUGGAGAUCUUCUAUCUAUGGACAUCAGUAGUACCAUCACACCGGCACCCACUGCACAACCAACAUCCAAUGUUGACUUGCUUGGUGGCGAUUUGGAUAUUCUGUUGAGUGGUCCAAGUCCAGAUUUAACAAGUGGUGUUCAACCAUCAACAACAGGUCUUCUGGGGGAUAUAUUUAUGUCUACAGCGCCAGUGAAGCUCAAUCCUCCAAAAACAUGUUGGUUACCGGCGGAAAAAGGCAAAGGACUGGAACUUUUCGGUACAUUUUCUCGUAGAGGAGGUCAGAUGGGGAUGGAUCUUACCAUAACAAAUAAAGCAAUGCAGGCUAUGAGUGGAUUUGCGAUCCAAUUCAACAAAAAUAGCUUCGGUAUGUCGCCCAUCCAGCCAAUGAAUGUGGGACCCUUACCACCUGGCCAGAGUCUUGAGUAUCGCUUGCUUUUAAAUACAACUGGUCCAGUACAGAGAAUGGACCCCCUAACCACUCUUCAGGUAGCCAUCAAGAACAAUGUUGACGUAUUCUACUAUGCAUGUCAGAUUCCCCUGCAAAUACUCUUCACCGAAGAUGGUACCCUGGACAAAAGAGUAUUUUUGACUACUUGGAGAGACAUCCCUUCUGCCAACGAAGUUCAGUACACUCUCAACGAUCUCAAGGGUAGCGCAGAUGUCAUUUCUAACAAAAUGACUCAAAGCAAUAUCUUCACAAUAGCGAAAAGAAAUGUUGAGGGACAGGACAUGCUUUAUCAAUCUUUGAAGCUAACAAACAAUAUUUGGGUCCUUUUAGAACUGAAACUCACACCGGGUUCCACUACUGCCACCCUCAGUUUGAAAACUAGGUCGGUUGAAGUGGCUCCAUUCGUUUUUCAAGCCUACGAUUCUAUUGUGAAGGCUUAGGAAUGAGCUCUUCUGCUUUAUUAAUAAAGUUUAAUACUUGCUGUAAUAGUUAAGUCAUAUCCAUUAUUUGCAGUAAUGUAUUCAAUCACUUAAUGAUGUGUCUCAAAAGAAUACCUAUUUAGGAAUCGAUAGUGUGAAGGACAAGUAAAAAUUAACACUGAGAAUAUUUACUCUUCCUUUAUUAUCACAUUUGAUAAUUGUUUUUAAUCUAUGAAUUAAUAUUUGUGGUUUUUAAUGAAACGCCCAAGUUGAAUAUUGAUAUCAAAAUUUAUUAUAUAAUUUAGAAGAAUUUUUAUAUAAUUAUCCCAUUUCUAUUCAUUCCAUGUAUAAAAUAAUGUAUAAGUACUGAAGUUCAAAAUUUUAGUUGAAUUUAUUUUAUUGAAUAUUGUGUAGAAUAUUAAAUGUUAAACUUUUUAUCUUCA